Molecule: messenger RNA, 4590 nt
Organism: Ectocarpus siliculosus
Lineage: Eukaryota; Phaeophyceae; Ectocarpales; Ectocarpaceae
Source: the annotation of a GenBank genome assembly
AUGUACCACAAGACUUGGGCCGCCUUCGUCGACGGCGCCAUUUCGAAACACCACCAGAAGACCAGCGAUGGCGUUGCUGGAAACAGCAGUGAUGGCAGGGUUGGGAGCGGGCGCAUUGAUGUCCAGGAUGUGAUGCGCGUAGAAGAAAUCCUGGCCAGGAUCGAGAGGGCGGAGGGAGGUUGGAUCGACUACGAGAGGAGACCGGACGGGGAUGAUGGCGCCGACGCAGAUGCCAGCUCUCUAGCGAGCGGUAGCCUGCUGAGAUCGAGCGGAAGGAAAUCACUCGACACACUGCCCCCGAUGUUCCAGAACCCAGGCCCUUCUUUCCUCGCGUCGAUGUACAAUCCCGCACCGGUCCAAGCCAAUAGCGGGAAAGGCAGGCCGCUUCCAAACGACGUGAAGGCAUCUCGCUCAGGGGCGAAGGAGCGAUCCUAUGAAGGAGACAAAUAUCUUCCCGUCGUCGGGGAUUCUUGCGCCGUUUCCAGUAGCCGGAGUGACGCCCUCGGGAGUGUAGACGCUGCCAGGGAUGACCAGCUUUGCUCCUCCCAGACGACGGUCGGAAGAGGCGACGGGACCGCUUUUGAAUACGAGGGCCGGAGGCAGUGCCUCGAGUCUCGGCCGGGAGGACCGGAGACGAAGACGGAGCAACGACCGAUCGGCCGGGACGAUCUGUCAGAACUCAUGGAAUCGCUCCACCUCGAUGGAACAGAAUCGGAGCUGUCAACGCCUCCGCCAGUGAGGGGCCGAUCGGAAGAGACGGGGCACGACUUGCAUCGUGAGGCGCAUCAGCCGGUGGGGGCUGAGGCACAAGAAGGAACAACAUCAGCGACGAGCAAUAGCGAUCUAUUUGGCAGAAAUUUAUCCCCGGCAGCAGCCUACAAAGAUGAAGAGAUGUUUGCGGUCGCCCAGGAUCGCACCCAGGGUGGCUCGAGUGGAGGUGGGGAAGAAGUGGCGUGUCCCCUCGAGCACGAGGAAGAGGAAAAGGGAGAAGUGCCAUGUGUUGCUGCGUCAAGUUCGGGGACUACCCCGCUGCGGCCGGACAUGUUUCCGGAGGAGGUAUUGAUGUCACAGCUGUCCGCAUGCCUGGACGCGACGCGCAUCGAAGGGGAGGAAAUAGCACAUGGUGGGACUACGGGAGCGGCGGAGGACGAGGAGGAAGAGGAGCAAUCACCUCUUUACGCCUCGUCUGAAGACAAGUCGAGUAUGAUUGGAGGGGUCACGGUGGUGCACGCCAGCCCGCGCGGGGUGGGCAAGAGUGGCGCCAGUUUCUCCGAGGACGAGGAGGAGCAUCUACGGGGUGCUGUGCUGUCGGUAGAGCGGUCGGGGGUGAAGGUGGGCGUCACCGUGCUGGAGGGUAGCGGGUACGGCGAUAGUGGCAGCGGCAGCAGUCGGACCGACCUUUCCGGGGAGGUUGUGGCAGCAGCCACGGCUGCUGCUCUCGUUGAGGAAGACGACGACGUGCUCGGCGCCGUUGGCGGCGCCGUUGAUGACAGUCAGUGCGCAUUGGUCCCCACCCCUUUGGCUGGCAGCAUCAGCAGCAGCAGCGCCCCCGUUUACGAUGGCGCCGCCGCCGCGGCCAGGGUCAUCCCUUCGGCGGCUGAAUGCUGUCGCCGAUCGCCGCUCCAAUUGGAGUUUGAGCGGAAGGUUUCAGCGGCAGGGAAGGGUCGCAACGGGGACGCCUUGUCGGGCGAACGGAAGGCCGGUGCCGAUGACGACGACCUCAGUGACGGCGAUAGAAGACGGUUCGUUGGUUCCACCCUACACGCGCCUGAUAAGCUGCUCGGGUUAUUGAGCUCCCUCGUAGGGAACGACCCAACACCGGCGAGUGUCUCGGCGCCCGCUGCUGGACUCACCAGCGGGAGGCCGAGCCCUCACCACGAGCCGAGUUCACAAGGGGACGCGCUGCUGGAAUGUCGGGCCCAGGCAGGCGAUAACGCGAGAGUAGACGAACAAGCGGAGUCUCCGGAGAUCUUGCGGCUAGGGCCGGCAUCGCCGAACAGGGAGAGCAUGAUUCGUCGUGAGCAGAGGCCGUCGUUCGACCGUGGGUCUUGGGAGGUGAGAGACGUCAGUGGCGACCCCCACGGGGGUGGCGUUCUCGGCAACAACGGGGCGAGCUUUACGCUAGCGCGGAGUCCGGGCGGGGCGUCGACAAGGGGAUCUCGACAAGGGCAACGCUUAGGGUCAAUGCUCAGUCCCGACUCCGAAGGCGUCGUUUUCUUGGACGGCUCGGGUGGGGUCAGCUCGCUGUCGCCGUUUGUGCUUGCCGGGUCGUUGGAUGCCGCUGAAAUGGGCGAUGCUGGCUACGGCAGCGACAACGGUGGCGGCUGGGCUUUGCCACCCGGCGGGGGCGACGGUGACUGCGGCUUGUCUCCCGUCAGAUCAGCGACGUCGGAAACUACCGAUGAUGCACCGUCGCCGCCGCAAGGGUCGGGGACGCCGCCUUCCGUUCUCCCUCGUUCAAGGGAGGACAUGUCAGAGGACAGGGACACAACAUUGACACCGGAGGUUGCGCCGCGUUUGAGCUCUUCCAAGUCACCGCUUGUGGUGAGAGCCGGCUCGAGGCUGGAAGAGGAGGAACGCGGUGAUCCUGGCUGUGGGAACGUGGACGCUAGUAUACAGGAGGCACGAAGCAAACACAAACAGGCGGACUCCGGGAGCUUGAUGCCGCCACCGCCACCCCGACACCCAUCGUUUUCGCCGCGACGCACUGCGUCGAAACACCGCGAGAGGGCUUUUUCGGUUUCGAGGGAAACGCCUGAGGAACGCUGCGCGACCCAGUCGAGCGCCGCCGACACCCGAGUGGUGUCGCUACGUACAGCCCUCGGAGACAGAACUAACGCCCCACCGAGAGGACGGUGCGACGAACGCUCGGACGAGGAAGAGUCGCUUCCGGUCUCCACCCGCGAUGGCGGACGCUACGAUGGUGGUGGUAGUGGUGCUCGUGGUUGUGGUGGUGAUCGUCGUGGUGGACUUGCGGAGUACAGCGAACAGGCUUCGAUCGAUUCGUUCUCGGAAAGCGAGCCGGAAAGAAGUAAGCCAGGGGCUGGCGCAAAGGAAGCGGGAGCCGACGAGGAUAUGACGGGUGACUCGUCGCUUGCGGAGGGCACGCCGCGACGGCGUGGGGCUGGUGCCAGAGAUCGUUCUCUCGGGGGGUUCUAUCCCCCCCUGCAGGUGGCCAACCUCGCCAACAAGGCGCGGGAAGGCUCGACCCUCUCCACCCUGCAGAAGAGCACGCUGCAGUGGAUGCUCUGGCGGGAGCGAGGCGAGAAAGGAGGAAGAUCGGCAGCUGCAGCAGAGGCCUCGGUCAGCGACGACGACGAUGACGGCGCUAUCGACAUCAAGGGAGGGCUAUUGGGUCAUCUCCCGUCCGACGAGGCGUCGACAUGUGUGCAUGCCGUUGUUCGGGCGGGCGUUACCUUCAACGAUGGCGACGGAAGCGGGAGGAAGGUCGGCAGUAGGGCGAGGCGAAUACAUACCGGGACGGGCCUGCCUUGCGGGCCUACUCUUAUCUUAGCGCCUACGAAGGAGGCCGCAUGGCGGUGGUCCGAUAGGCUAGAAUCAGGCUCCGGGGGUCUCUCGGUGCUGAACUACGUGAUGCCCUUGAGGGAGAGGCGCAGGCUGAGCGCGAAGCAGGUGGCCGCAUUCGACGUGGUCGUGACGACGUAUGACGUGCUGAAGGCGAAAGAGGUACCUCGCGGUGUCGAAGCCAAGGAAGCCACCUCGCCAAGGAGCUGGGCGCUACCGGGGUCGACGCAGUGGCGGACUAGAAACGCCAAGGAAGGGGGGCAGAAGAGAACUUCCGCCUCCUCCAAGACGGACCACAUGGUGUCACUGCUACACGGGGUUUGGUGGGAUCGAGUGGUGGCCGACGGGGCUCAGAUCCUAGCCACCCAACGGAGCGCGCGAGCCGUGGCUGCUCUUGCCUUGAUGGGGACCGCGCGGUGGUGCUUGGUGGACUGCGAGAGCAUGUCAAUCGUCGAGGACGCCAGCGAGCGGAUGCGGUGCCUAGCGGCAUUUCUACGGGUGCCCGCGGCGGUGCCAUUGGUAGAGGUUGCCGAGAGCUUGCUCUUCAGGAGCAGGCCGAGGCACAUCGCUCCGCUUUACCCUCGAGCUCCGGGCGCCGCGGAUAACAGCUUGAGCUUGACCGAGGGCGACGAUAGCUCAGGCUGUUCCCAGCGUCACACGCGACGAUCGUCGAGAGGGGUCAACACCAGGCGGGGUGGAGGGGGGGGGGUGAGGAAAAGGGGCUCGGGAAGAGAGGGACGACCAUCGGAAGAAGGGAAGCGGUUGUCGACCAUGGAGCAGGUCGGUGAUGGGCGGGGGGAAUGGGGGGCGCUGCCGAUGGAUGGAGGGAGGAGCCAGAGAACGUCACACGCGAAAACCAGAGGAAGAGGAGGGCGAACAGAAGGGUCUCAGGAGAAUGGAGAGCGCGGGCAUGACGGUGGGGGGGGUAGAAGAGGUGAAAGCGAUUGUGGCGGAGCGGCUUCUGGAAGACAGUUUUCGCGUAGAGAUGUUACCUACGUGCCAAGUAGGCUGACGCUGAGAAGGGCUAGGGGGGAAGCCGGGUCGAUGCAAGUUGGCCAGAAAUGA